Ylistrum balloti is the source of this 3933-nucleotide messenger RNA. RefSeq lists its product as uncharacterized. The coding region runs from base 29 to 1543 and encodes 504 amino acids. Lineage: Eukaryota; Metazoa; Mollusca; Bivalvia; Pectinida; Pectinidae. Gene Ontology annotation, molecular function: biotin--[biotin carboxyl-carrier protein] ligase activity. Gene Ontology annotation, biological process: protein modification process. Gene Ontology annotation, cellular component: cytoplasm. The record is from RefSeq and is a predicted model, not a curated record. The transcript is spliced from 7 exons.
UUGACGUGUGGAACAUCCAGCAGUUGAAAUGGCGCUAGAUAUGUUUAGCUUAGCCGAAUUCGAAAAACAUUUAACUGCAAAUGAAUUCGGAAAGAAAUUGAUAUACAAAGAUAUGACAGAGACGACAAUGGACGAUGCUUUGAACGCUGCAUAUGAAGGAACACCAAAUGGCACUGCUAUCAUGGCUGAACAGCAGUCUAAGGCUAGAGGAAUGAAGAACCGCAAAUGGAACGCACAAAACACAGGAAACAUUUACAUAUCUUAUGUUUACCACAGAGUAGCAGUCCUGGAGGAUCCCAGACGAGAUGAGUGCCUGAUGGAGGUUUCCGCAGCUCUGGCUGUCUACACGGCAUUACAUGACAUUGGUGUAGAGGGUAUCAACAUCAAAUGGCUAAAUGACAUCUGGGUUAGAGGUCAUAAAAUGGCAGGAAUUUUGGUGGAAGAUAAAGGACCAUUGCCUACUGACCAAUCAAAACGUUUGUGUAUUGUUGGCAUUGGUGUGAAUGUGAAUGCCGAUGUACGCAGACACCCAGAACUACACAAGAUAUCCACAAGCGCCCGCAGUCAGCUGAAGGGUAAUAUUGUUAAUCGUGAAGAGUUCCUGGCUAAAAUGAGCAAGUACCUAGAGGACUUCUUGCCGCUGACGAAGGAAGAUUUAUUCCAGAGAGCCAUCAAAUACCAGCUUUUCCAGCUUGGUGAUCCAGUCAAGAUUCACAGCGAAUUGAAUCAAAAAGUGACUGAUGGGACACUGGAGGAAUUUAUGGACAACUGGUCCAUCAAGCUUAAAGAUGACAGUGGUAAAGUGUGGACAGCUAUAGCCGACCACUACUCCAUUCGGCCAUGUUCCACUUCUACAGUUUAUGUGUACAAUGGAAAGAUGGCGUGUCCCUGGAGCUCAGAAGCCUUGCUCAGAGGCAUGUCGUCACUUGUUAAUACCACUCACACAACCAUUACCCUUCUUAAUGACACCAAGAUGAAAGAAGGGCACUGGAAAAAGGAUGCUGCAUUGCUGGCUAUUGGAGAGAUCUCACUAACUACUGAGGAUAUCAGCUCUGCCCAUCAGGUGUUUACAGAUAUACUGAGCUUCAUAGAAAAUGGCGGGGUGGUGAUGAUGAUGGGAAAUGUAUCAGGAUUGUUCAGCACCUACCUACAGUCCAAGUCAUCAACAGAAACAACUUGUAACCUGCAGUCAACUGCUGGAACAUCUGCUGAUAAUUUCCAAUCAGGUCGCAUUGUUACCCUGGACUUGAAGUGUGGAGAUCUUAAUCAGAUGUUUGGGUAUUGCAACAGUAAGGAAGAUGUUACUUUCCAGGAAAAAACAGGACAAUCGUCAGAAGUUCUCGCCUGUUAUGGAAACCAUGAACCGGCAGUUGUUGUUUCUACAUAUGGCAAGGGAUCCUGUAUUCUGCUAGGUUUCAAUGUAGAGAUAACAUAUGUGGAUGAGAGUAUUCACUUGUCAGACGCUGAGCUGAGUAACCUGCGAGACACUGUGUUUGUAAGGGAUGAACUCCUACUCAACAUUCUUAAAAGGUUUGGAUUGUGAUAGCUUUAUCAUUCCUUAUACUUUGCGUCAGUUGCAAACAUUCCUUUCACAAAAUAGUUUGAUUAUUGUAAACUUGCCUUCAAAAUAUAAUAUCAUGAUCAGAUAAUUAAGCCUCUUUUACCUUGAUUUAUGUCUGUUAAUAUGGAUUUACUGGUUAUUACAUUAAUAAUAUUGAAUGAUUAAAAGAGAAAAUUUUACAUUUUGGUGAUCAAGAUUCAAAUAAAAUCGCAAUUUCCGAGAUCCUCAUGUUUAAACUAAUUAUCCUCCCCCGCCCCUCACCUGAAGGGGAUAUAACAGACAUGUCAACUUCAGUUCAUUGAUUCCUUAAAUAACAAUGUCAUUUCUUUAAUUAAUUUCAAGUUAAUGGUGUCAGGGUCACUGGUACUAUAAAUAGAAAAUUAAUUUAGGUUUCAUUAGAAAUCACAAAAGAGUCAGUGGUCAGUCAACUUAUCCAGGGGUGGAGGUGAUGAUUACUUUUCAACAUGAUCUCGACAAUGUUAGUGAUUUACACAUUAACAGUAAGACACUUAUAACAGAAGCCUUGUUACAGUCAGCACAAUAAUGUCGGAUAAUAAAUCGGCCGGCAGCCUCCAUGUUAUAGUGAUUCAAUGAUACACAUGUACCUUGUUUGCUUUGCAGCAAUGGACAUUCAUGGUAUCUUAAUAUGGUAGUUGUUUUUUAAGGUACAGGUCAUCAUACAUAAAAAUUUGACGCAAGUUUUAUUAAUUUCAAUGAAAAAAAUAAUUGUCAGAGUAUGACAAUAUUUUGCAUUUACCAAGUGAGAGAUGCAUAUGUUUGGUGUCUCUUGUUACUGGUCACUAUAAGGAUUUGCAAUAGACAAGAUUCUUAUUGCUAUUAUAUUGAUGUAAUAUUUUGUUGUUGAAUUUUUAAUAAAAAUCCUUGUCAGGAUUAUUGUAAAUGUACAUAAUUUAGUGGUUUACACACUGAAAGUUAAUAUUUACUCAAUUAUGAUUGCACAAAUUGCAGGUGCUUCAUGCUGAUUUUAAAGUAAUUACUUUGGAUUCGUAAAUUUAUUGUUGGCUAUUUAACUUGUUAGUGAUAUGUACUAGAAUUUUGAUUUUACCAAAUCAGGUUAUAUUUACACUAUUCAGAUGUUUCAUAUCUGUCUAGAGUCAAACAUGCUCCAUUAACUUUCUGAUAUCAGUCUUGAAUUCAUCUUAAGACAGAUUUGAAAUACGUUAAUAGAACAACAGAUAAUUGGGUAUCCUCGAUACAAUGGUGGUUACGAUGAUUUCCGCGCUAAUUGUUAGUGAUCCGAGUAACUCCUGGAAUUUUGAGGAUGAUGAUUGGAACAGUGACAAUCCAUCUGUACAUGGACUGAAUUUAUUUUUGAUUAAAUAACAUGUACUUGGUGAAGGGUAAAUGAUGUAUACAAUGGAGAGUUUUUUUGCCUUAUGUUUGUCUGGGCAUUUUUUUCAUAGCAUAGCACAUUAGUUAUUCAUGGACAUGAUUAUGUAAUAUGCAUUAACUGUGAGGGUAAGAGUACUCUUUGUAAUGUAUUUCAGGUAACAAAUUUGUUAGAAAAUGCAUUUAACUGGCUUCCAGUCGAAGUCUGUAUUUGUAUCAUGAUGGAAAACUUUAAUUAAAAAAAAUACAUUAACAAGUUUUUCACAAUAAGUUGGAGUACAAGUCAUAUUCUGUGAUAGUUUAAAUUUCAAGGUGUUUAUUUUGUGUAAUAAGGAAUACAUGUACUGUAUAUUGGGAUGUUUUUGCCCACCACAGAAGACUUCAUCUUCAAUAAGUGUUUUAUUCACCCUGUUAUUCAAAAGUAUGUGCAUGGAAUACAUACUUCAGUUUUGAAAUCUUUGUUUUUGCUCAGUUGACCAAAGGGUGGAACAGACAAAACUUAAAGUGCUUCAAAAAGUUUUAGUUUAUACAGUAAACACAAUCUUGUGUCAAACGUUGUUGUGACCCUCAAAAUAGAUAUAUGGUUACAGGCUGGAAUUGAUCUUUUUCACAUAACCGAGUUGUGGUAUCAUGUCAUGAAUAUCGUAAGACAUGUGUAAAUGUAACUCUGUUUUGAGGUCAUAUGUAAGUCACAUCCCGUGAAAAAUGCACCAUCUGCAUCAAAACAUGUCGGUCUUAUAGGGAAGUUAGUUUUUCCUUAUAUUUGAGAAAUACGGGUUAUAUGAUAAAUAAAUUCUUACACUCAUGAUGAUGCAGUAUGGAAUUAGUGAAAUUUGUUUAAUAAUUUGAUUGAAUCCUUCAACAAGUUUAAUGUACAUGGGCAUUCAUGUGAGAUCCUCUGUGGAUAAUUGAUUUUACUUCAUUAGUUGUACUCCAACAUCUCCUAAUGCAAUGCACAGAUCUAAAAAGCAAAUUAACUGAAAAUUAUGUUUUUUGUUAAGUGUACAAUAAUAAAGAAUAAU